UAUUGUAUUACGCAAGAACUCACCAAGCAAUUAGCAGUUUAUUGUUGUAAGAAUUGGUUGUUUGUUGCAAGUGAGGAUAUAUUUAAUUAGUUAAUUGUGAAAAUAGGCUGACAAUGUCUACUCGAAAGUAUCAGAGUGAAAGCGAAAAACGAAAGCGAAAGAAGGAGUCUGAAGAACAAAAUAAAAAGUUACCAAAGCGCGACGGAAAGGCAGAAAAUGAUGACAUAAGUGGCAAUAUCGCAGGGCCCGAUAACAGUGAAUAUUUAGAUUCAGAGCAACCACAACCAGGUACGAGCAAAUCUUUAAAUGAAUCAUGUUUGGACAUAGAAAAAUUAAAAUCUUUACCGCAUGUUACUGCUAAAGAUAACUUUAAAGAACUCAAUGAUCAAGUAAAACGGUUUGUGAUCGAAAACGGACACUGUAAACCAAAAGGCCCCUUUUUAAGGGAUAGUUACAAUAGAUCUUUCUUAGAUAAAUAUUAUUACACUGUUUCUAAAUCUGGCGUAAAGUUAGAACGUACAUGGCUGUCCUAUUCUCUAUUGCUUUAAAAAGCAUAUUGUGAACUAUGUAUGUUGGUUAUUCGCAAAUAGGGCAUCUAAAAAUAUACAAAAUAUUUGGAUGGAAGGCUAUGAUGAUUGGAAACAUAUUGUGGAAGCCAUAGAAAGACAUGAGGCAUCGAAAGAACAUUUGCAUUCAUGUUUUGUACAUCGACAGUGGCAGUUACAUGGAACACUAGAUGAAGAGCAAGAGUCCAUUAUCAAGAGAGAAAAAUUUUUUUGGCGCCAGGUACUCACUAGACUCCUUGAUGUUACUCUGACACUUUCAACCUGUAAUUUAGCUUUUCGUGGCCAUAAAGAAACGGUAUAUGGCAACGAUUCUGGUCCAAAAGGAAAUUUUUUGAGUAUUGUUGAGUUAUUAGCCAAAUACGAUCCUAUUUUACAAGAGUUGCUAAGCAAACCUAAGGGCCAGUUUAAAUACUUAAGUCCAAAAAUACAAAAUGAGCUCAUUGCUGUUCUGGUUCAAAAAGUGGAAAAUGCUCUGGUAAAUGAAAUAGUCACCGCACCGUUUUAUUCCAUUUUGUUUGGUACUACUCAAGAUAUUUCCAAAACAGAUCAAUUGUGUGAACUUUACCGUUACUGUGUAAUCGAGAAAAAUGAAAAUGGAACGCUCGUAAUUAAAGUCAUUUUUAGGAUUUCAUGAGGUUAAGGAUCAAACUGCCUUAGCAAUGUCCAAGCAGAUAAUAAAAUCCAUAAAUGACAAAAGUAUUUCUCUGAAUAAGUGCCGUGGACAAGGGUACGAUGGAGCUAAUACCAUGAAAGGUACUUAUGGCGGAGUUCAAAAACUCAUACGAGAUAUAGAGCCAAAUGCAGCGUAUGUCCAUUGUGCUGCUCAUAAUUUAAACUUGGUAGUAAAUGAUGCAGUAAAAGAGGUCAUAGAAAUACAAACAUUAUUCGAAACUGUGCAACAAAUUUAUAAUUUUUUUGGCCAUAGUAUUAGACGAUGGAAUAUAUUAUCUAGUUUUAUAUCUGACAACAAAAAAGGAGAAACCGUUGUAUCAUCAAAUUCAGUAACAUUAAAAACAAUGAAUCCAACUAGAUGGGCAGGACGCUUUGAUGCCAUGUUUGCUUUAAAGGUUCGAUUUGUUGAUGUUCAAAAAGCGCUAACAAAAAGCAUUUUAUCAAAUUUCAAAUCAGAUGAGAGAAAUGAAGCUAUCUUGCUAAAGAAGAAGGUAUAGAACUACAAUUUUAUUAUGUU
Bactrocera dorsalis (oriental fruit fly) is the source of this 1755-nucleotide messenger RNA. RefSeq lists its product as uncharacterized. The transcript has 2 exons. NCBI's taxonomy places the organism in Eukaryota, Metazoa, Arthropoda, Insecta, Diptera, Tephritidae. The coding region runs from base 114 to 548 and encodes 144 amino acids. The record is from RefSeq and is a predicted model, not a curated record.